Molecule: messenger RNA, 1530 nt
Organism: Penicillium malachiteum
Lineage: Eukaryota; Fungi; Ascomycota; Eurotiomycetes; Eurotiales; Aspergillaceae
Product: amidase
Exons: 2
Coding region: 1-1530 (509 amino acids)
Source: RefSeq, a predicted model, not a curated record
AUGAACUCAGUGCGACAAUUCUCUAUCGAAGAGUUAACAAUCUCAACCUUCCACUCGGCCCUCCGUGAAGGCCUUACGAGUUGCAGCGAAGUAACCAACGCAUACCUAGCCCGAAUCACAAAAUACGACCCCACGCUAAAAGCACUCAUCAACAUAAACCCCAACGCUGAGAAUGAAGCACUACAGAAAGACUCAGAAAACAAACAAUAUCUCACUCAGAAUCGGCCAUUCCCACCAUUACACGGUGUUCCUAUUAUCCUAAAAGAUAAUUACACGACAUUCGACCUCCCUACUACAGCCGGAAUAAAAGCCUUACAAUCUCUCCAAACAGUCUCAGAUUGUGACAUUGUCUCGAGACUUCGUCAUGCCGGUGCUAUUAUUCUCGCUAAGGCCAAUCUCCAUGAACUCGCUCUUCAUGGAACGACGACCUCUUCACUCCGUGGUCAGACGUUGAAUCCUUAUGAUUUACAUCGUACCCCUGGUGGUUCAUCUGGUGGCACAGCUGUUGCGCUUGCGGCUAAUUUGGGGCUUGUGGGCUGUGGUACUGAUACGGUUAACUCCCUGCGUUCUCCUGCGUCUGCGUGCUCGAUUGUCGGGUUUAGACCGUCAAUUGGGCUAGUUGAUACCAAAGGAGUUGUACCUGUUUCUGACACACAGGAUGUUGCGGGUCCUAUGGCGCGGAGUGUUGGGGAUGUGAAGAUCUUGUUUGAUGUUAUGAGGGGAAAUAAUGGAGUUGAGAUUGGUACAGGAUAUUCCGAUUCGACUCGACGAGAUGGAGGAUUGCGUAUUGGUAUUUUGGAUGCUUAUUUCGAGCUUGAAGAUAUUGGAUCAUGCGAGAAUGCUAUCGGGGCUGAGAAUGCCACUGUACAGAGUAUUAUUCGCAAAGCUCUGAUUUUGAUACAGGAUUUAUUGGAUGUUUCUCUGAUUCCGGUGGAAUGUGAUGCAAACUGGGGUAUUGCACAUCUACUCGCAAAUGCAGAUACACAGGCUUUCGAGUUCCAGGAAUGUCUUGAUUCUUUUCUCCAAUCGUCUGAUAUAUCAUCCACUCCACAUCGUUCCUUGGAAUCAAUAGUGCAGAGCGGUGAAUAUCACAAGGAAGCCGUGACAGAAGUUUUCUUUGUAUCUGUGGAAAAUCCAAGUGUUUUCUCCCGUUCAAGUGAGGAGUACCGCGCUCGUCUUGAUACCAUUGCAGCGUUAAAGGAAUCUGUGAAGCAGUGUUUCGAUAAACACAAUCUCGAUGCCUUGGUCUAUCCGCACCAGCGUCAUCUUGUGGUUAAUAUCGGAGCAACGAGGCAGCCAAAUCGAAAUGGCAUCCUAGCUGCUGUAACCGGGAACCCGGCGAUUUGUAUUCCAGCUGGUUUUAGUCCACCCACUCCGUCGGCUCAUCUGGGUAUUCCCGUUGGAAUAGAAUUUAUGGGAAGACAUGGACACGAUGAUGAGUUGUUGGAUAUUGCGGAACAGGUAGAAAGUCUGCUUCAAAUAAGACACGUACCAGCUCUUUUCUCUGAGAGGCUUGAAACAUGUACAUGA